GUGAAGCGUUAGCCUACAUAAAGAUAGCAGACAGACAGUAGUUCAUUAUAUGUCGUUUUAACUUAACUUUGAGCAAAGCAUAUCUACUGGUAUAACGGCUAUCUUGUGGUUUAUUUGUUUUGAGUUAUGUUGUAGUAACAGGCUGACUCCACCUGCUGGCUUGUAAGCAUCAUGAGCACAUUAUUACACUGAACGUCAUCGACUGACUGCUGCUGGCUGUACACUAGUUGAACUCACACUGAAGAAGGUGGAUUAGUGAACAACCUCACCCGUUUUUAUUUAAAAAGGCUCAGUUUGAAGGAUAAUAUUAGCAGGUGUUUCUUUCUUUAAGCUACAACACCUAUUGGGUGAAGUUUUCUGGAUUUCAGACAACGCGUGGCAUUAAAGCAGCAUGUCAAGGUCCGAUUUUCCUCCGGGUUACGAUGAUUCGCGGCUGAUCUCUAACCCUCAGCCUGGAGGAGGUUACCCUGCUUCGGCCCCCCCAUAUGGCUUCAACGCGUACGGGGGACAGCCGCCUUACCCACAGCCCAAUGAUCCAUACCGAGGCCAACCUGCGGGAUACCCCCCGCCAAGUAUGCCUGUCAUCCCCGUCAUCCCUCCUGGUUUAGGUGAUAAUGAAGGAUUUACUACAACAGGAGGAUUUGACGAUAUUAGUGUCCGUCACACUUUUAUACGAAAAGUUUAUCUGAUCCUCGCUGCGCAGCUUCUGGUCACAGCUACCAUCGUGGCUAUUUUCACAUUUGUGGAACCUGUAGGAGUGUUUGUGAGGAAGAAUCCAGCCAUUUACUGGGUUUCAUAUGCUGUCUAUUUUGUCACUCACAUGGUAUUGGUUUGCUGUCAGGGACCCAGGAGGCGUUUCCCAUGGAACCUGAUCCUGUUGGCCAUUUUUACACUGGCCCUAUCGUUCAUGACAGGAAAUAUAGCAAGCUAUUACAGCACUAAGGCAGUUUUCCUGGCCCUGGGCAUCACUGUUCUUGUGUCUGUCGCGGUGACUGUGUUUUGCUUCCAGACUAAGGUGGAUUUCACUAAAUGUUCCGGUUUUUUCUGCGUCCUCGGAAUCGUCGUGUUUGUGACUGGCAUCAUCACAGCUAUUGUGCUGUCAUUCAAAUACAUCCCAUGGCUUCACAUGCUCUAUGCAGCAAUAGGGGCCAUUGCUUUCACUCUGUUUCUGGCCUAUCACACCCAGCUGCUCAUCGGGAACAGGAAGCUCUCCAUCGGGGCAGAGGAGUAUGUGUUUGCGGCUCUCUCCCUUUAUGUUGACAUUGUCCAGAUCUUCAUCUUCCUCCUGCAAAUUAUUGGAUUUGCGGAGAGAUAGAAGCUUUAAGCUGGCCGAUGGAACUUUUCUGUCUUGUCUUUUAAUGUUUAUGCACUGUGCAGUGUCUUCUCAGUCCAGACCUAACCAACAUGUACUCAAAUAAUACAGAACAAAAACAUAUCUAUCUUUAUACUUAUGAAACAACUGGUAAGGGAUGAAUAUCAUUUGCAUUGUUUACUUACCAUAUGCUUAUGUUACAAUAAACGAUGAGUGAUAUUAUAUAGCCGUUACUUUGUCAUGGAAAUGGAAGCUGUCUUUUAGAAGUGGAUCUGUAUUAGGCAAAUUUAGACUUAGAUUUGCUGUAUUUACUGUAGGUAUUAUGUGUGUGUUUGUGUGGUACAUUUUGGUUGAGGGUAUAGCCUUUCUGCUUUGUACAUGCAAUCUAACUGUAUUUUAUUUUAUGAGUUUAGAAUAUUUAUCACUGGCAUUUUUAUAUACAGUAUAAAAGUCUACAUCAAAUAUAUUUUGCUUUAAUUUUGGGAAAUAAAUGCCUUUACUUAAUGAAUUUGAUACACUUAACCAAAGGUCACAGAUCAUGUGAUGUACAAUGGUGCUUUUCCUGUGUUUGCCACCAAAGAUACACCCAAGAAUUAAAAGUGGUAACUACAUAUUAAAGGAUUGUUAUAUUUCAAUUGUAUAGACAAAAUAAAACUGUCUUUUCUGUUAUAAUGUUCUCAUGCCACGUGAACAACAGUGUGGCUGAAGUUGGAUGUGUAAUCAUUGUUAUUGUGAGGAUGAUCAUAAUAAAAGGAACACAAGUAUUAUUUAA
Molecule: messenger RNA, 2084 nt
Organism: Carassius auratus (goldfish)
Lineage: Eukaryota; Metazoa; Chordata; Actinopteri; Cypriniformes; Cyprinidae
Gene: tmbim1a
Product: transmembrane BAX inhibitor motif containing 1a
Exons: 12
Coding region: 392-1315 (307 amino acids)
Biological process (GO): negative regulation of apoptotic signaling pathway
Cellular component (GO): membrane; Golgi apparatus; endoplasmic reticulum
Source: RefSeq, a predicted model, not a curated record